Cotesia glomerata is the source of this 1802-nucleotide messenger RNA. RefSeq names its product enoyl-CoA hydratase domain-containing protein 3, mitochondrial. The coding region runs from base 129 to 1034 and encodes 301 amino acids. NCBI's taxonomy places the organism in Eukaryota, Metazoa, Arthropoda, Insecta, Hymenoptera, Braconidae. Gene Ontology annotation, molecular function: hydro-lyase activity. The record is from RefSeq and is a predicted model, not a curated record. The transcript has 6 exons. Gene Ontology annotation, cellular component: mitochondrion.
CAGUGAGAUUUAAUACUUAAGUGAAGCUGGUAGUUGUAUAUAAAAUUUUAUCGGUGAAAAAAACAAUUGAACUAGGAGCAAAGAGUAAAAUAUAUUUAUAGGUGGCGAUAAAGUAACGGAGUUUCGAGAUGUCACGGACGUGCAAUUUGUUGACAGGACGCAAUUAUUUGUCGAUAUUCAAGGCGGGAAAACUCUUCGUGAGAUCAUAUGUCACCAACACGACUUUUGAGAGCGAGAAGUAUAUCGAGAGUGACGACAGCAAUGGGGUGAAAACAAUUACUCUGAGCCAUGAAGCAUCGAGAAAUUCCCUGUCACUGGAGAUGAUGAAAAUAUUAACCUGGAAUUUAGAACGAGACGAUGAUAAAGAAUCAUUGAGAGCGAUUGUAAUAGCUGCAGCACCUGGGAAAGUAUUUUCAGCCGGUCAUAAUCUGAAAGAACUGACAACGGCAAAAGGUAACAAACAUCAUUAUGAAGUCUUUGAAACAGCUGCCAAUUUAAUGAAGACAAUAACUAAUUCUCCAGUUCCUGUAAUUGCUGCUGUUGAUGGUCUUGCUGCAGCAGCUGGAUGUCAACUAAUCAGCUCUUGUGAUAUUGUUAUUUGUACGGAAAGAAGUAGCUUCUCUACUCCUGGAGCAAACUUUGGAAUAUUUUGUUCAACUCCAGGAAUUCCUCUGGUACGCAACGUACCUCAAAAAAUAGCAUCUUACAUGCUGUAUACUGGUCUUCCCUUAACUGCCCAAGAAGCUUUAAAUGCUGGACUCGUCAGUAAAGUUGUGCCUAAUGACAGACUUUAUGAAGGAGUGAAAGAAAUAACGGACGCAAUUAAAGCCAAAAGCCGAGCUGUCGUUCAACUAGGAAAGAAAUUCUUGUUCGAGCAACAAGAGCUUGACCUUUCCUCGGCCUAUUACUAUGGCACCGAAAUUAUGUUGCAGAAUUUGGAGUUGAAGGACGCUCAGGAAGGAAUCAAGAGCUUUGUAGAAAAACGUAAGCCUGUUUGGAACAAUAAAUUCGAAAAAGAUGAAGGUUUAGAAUAAAAAUAUACAAAAUUUCUGAGUAAUUUAUCAGGAAUUUAAAAAUUAUUUUCAAUACUUAAAAAGUCUUGAUAAACGUGAGAUAAAUAAAUAAAAUAUUGAUAUUUCUGGAUAAUUUAUAUAAAUAAUUAUUGCAAUUUGUUUAUUGUUAAAAAGUUCACGGGGGAGAUGUUUGACGUCAAACAAAGUCAAGAUUAAAAAUUAUUUUCUUAGGUCAAAGAUUGUCGAUUAAAAAUAUCCGAUGAUUCAAUCGAAAAUUUAAGUAUUUUCAUUGGAGUUAAUUAAGAUGAAUAAAUUAAUAAUAGUUUCGAAGACUAAACUGAUACUUAUAUUCUCUAACAACUGUAUAAUAAUAUAUUUAUACUCUAAUUAAAACUUGAAGAUGGAUUUUCAUUCUGUCCGAAGUGCAGCGAUAAGUAGAGCGAUAAAUCCCUCACUUAGACUGCGUAUGGAAAUGCAUGACCCCAAAUUAAUGUUCCUCAUUUGCGUAAAAACCCGAUAUUGAUAAUAUUAAAAAAGCAAAACAGGAACUUAGAGGUUUAGAAAUCCUUUGGUGGUCGCUGAGUAUCGGGAGUUUAUUAUUGCCGUCUGAUAACCCUGUCAAUAAAAAAUACCAAUUACGCAACAAAUAAAUAAAAAUAUUAUGCUGUGUUCUAGGAAAAUAAAAAUGGCCUUGAAUUUUGUACUGAAAUCUUUAAAAAAAAAUUAAUACUUAUUGUGUAAUAAUUUGUGAUAGUUAAUAUAUUAUCUAAUUAAAAUAUUUUAAUCUAA